UAGGUUACGUGCAGAAUGGCUGCUGUCAGUUGUUUUUGGUGACGAGCAGGGUUAUGAUGCCACCGUGCAUUCUGCUACAGAGUAAAUUAAGAUGCUUAGACUUUUUAACUAGAGUUAGGGAGACGAUUUUUCACAUCUCCGAUCGUUCCUACAAUCCGCGUUGUUGAUAAUAAACGUAUGACGUGGAGUGAUGUCUAUGGUUAUGCCAGCGACAGUGGAGGAACGAGAUGCAGAACGAAAUAGACGUGGCUCGAAAGAAACGCUUAUUUGGAAUAUGCAUUUAUAUUGUCGGGAAAUAUGUUUUAUUUUGUUGUUAAUAAUUACUGCAUAUGCGUCAUUACACAAUGCGCCUCCAAAGGUUUCGAAAAGUCCAUCGCCUAUACCCUUCUUUCCUAGAACAUCUUUGGUUGCAGACUUUUACCGUGGACAACUCAGCCAAGCAUUUGAACGAGUGUCUGAGUGUGAUGUUUCAUUUGUUAUGUACUACGCUCCAUGGGAUGCAGAAAGUCAAGCUACAAGAAUGCAGUUUAAGAUUGUAGCACAGUAUUACUACAAACAGGUGUACUUUGCAGCCAUCAAUUGCUGGCAACCUCACAGUGAGUGUCGUCAGAAGUUUUCCAGAAUACAGCAGUUUCCGGUGUUAAUUGUGUACAUACAACAUAAUAAGGGAGUCCAGUACAAAGGAAUCAGAGAAGCUGCUCAUAUGAUUCGUUUCCUGCAGUAUGUGCUGCGUCCUCUUGAACGCAUCACAAGUCUUUCUGAUGUCAUGACACUCAUGAGUGUAUAUGAUGCUGUAGUUGUUGGAUGUUUUAAUUUUGCUGGGAGCAUUGGCAGUCCUGGUUAUUAUUCCUUCUAUGCAGCAGCCCUGAAGUUCCUCGAGAGAGAUCCUCACCGAGAAGUUGGCUUUGCUGUUGUUACCAGUAUGAAGACGUGUGCUGAGUUGUGGAUUGAUUGGUCGCCAACAUUGAGAAUUUACAUGUGGAAUGAGACGCUGCAAUACCCCCAUCAAGCAGAGUUCACUUCUGAUGUGUUGGUACAGUGGAUCUCUGCAAAUACUCAUCAGGUUUCAGCAUGGGUGACUCCACCAGGUGUGAAGAGUCUUACUCUUGCACCGUAUGUAGACAGAGGAUCGGUGCUUAUCCUUUUCACCCCAAGAAACCCCUUGCAAGACAAGAACUACAACUACAACAUGCUGAGAGAAGUUGGACUAGAAUAUUACAACUGUAAUAUAAACCCAUGGGUCUCUAAUCUUGCCAGUCACCUUGCUAAUGAACGAGCAGAAAUGAAGAAGAAAUACUCUGAAAUUGAAGCUGAAUGUGUAUUCUGGAAAGAACACAACAGAUCAGAGCAAGAUAUUCAUCCCAUUCACUUGGAUGGAGAACUGUGGAUGAAUGAAAGUUGUCACAGUAGACAUGUUCGGAGGAAGCUGUGUAGCGCGUGUGAAAGGCACAGCGCACAGCUAUGUGGAGAACCAGAAGGUGAUGCCCGCAUGGAUGAAAAUGAUUCGAACAAGUGUAAGAAAGAAGAGAUUGUCUCUUCCAGUAACCACAUGGAUUUUGGACCAUUCACCAAAUUACAGCACGAAUAUUAUGUCUGUUCUAAACACUCGCACUCUGUCAGUAGAUUGCAGACAUCAAUGUUGACUGGAAUGGGGGAUGAGCGUUCAUCAGCUGCCCUGCAGGAGGCAGCUUUACUGGAUAGGUGCCGUCGGUUUCGUAGAGCACGGCAUAUUCAUCAUCCAGUAUUUCCACAUCCUGCAUACCAUCGCAAGUCCCCAAGAAACUUCACUGGUCUGGCCUGUCACACCAACAAAACAUUGUCUCUCAUUGCUAUGGAUUCACUACAGUUCCACCAUUUUGCUGAGGGUCUCGGUGUCGAUGUGAUGGCAAGGCAUGAUAAGACUGCUGUUGUUAUCUUCAAUGUUGUUCAAGAAAGCAGUUACACCCUCAAUGCAGAGUUCAACAAGGGAGCUGUGUUGGAGUUCAUAAAAAACUACACUGAUGGCGUUUUGAACAGGUUGCUGCGGUCAAGUAGCAUUCUGCCACGUGGUGCACUCAACCACUACCCUAAGCAGGACGUGGAAGACUGCCAGCGACAGGGUGUGCUCUGUGUCACGGAGCUCAACUCCAACAGCUUCCAUCGCACUGUCAUGGCUCAGAACGUGGCAGUGGUACUUUUGUACCAUUCCCCAUAUUGCACUUUCUGCCACAUCAUUUCCCACAUCUACCUCACAGUAGCAAGAUACUUCCGUGCCGUCCAGCACAUCAUAUUCACGCGCAUUGAUGGUGAAAACAAUGAUUUGCCAUGGGAGUUCACUAUGCACCAUUAUCCCACUAUUCUUUUCUUCCCAGCUCACAGGAAAUCAGAGAGCCAUGUUUUUCCACGGCACUAUCCAUUAACAGUUUCAAAUUUGGUAAAAUUUGUAUUGGCAAAUCUGGAUCCAGAAGAAAGGUGUUUUUGGGGAAUGGUGGGCUUAUGUGCUGGUUGGGGCAAACAGCAGAAUGUUGAUGCAGCAAGAGACUGCAUCGCUCGUGUGCGACGCGAGUGUCUGACUGCUAUUGCUAGCACACUGAAGCAGUACAGGUCAACAAAAAUGAGGUGGCAUGUCUUGAAGGUGUCAUCUUCAUUGAACUCUUCUCAACUACAUUUUUAUCGUACUGCCACUCAUAAACAGCUGAAAUGCAUUGUAUGUAGACUUCAGCAUCUGAAGGAAGUUCACCUUAUCCUAGGCUCAAUAGAUAGGCUUCAAGAAGACAGCAUUGAAUACAUUGCUAUACAAGAAAUUUACAAAAAAUAUCAGAACAGUGUUAAAAAAUUAGACUUUUAUACAGAGGUGGCGGUUACUCGUGUGAGAGAUUCUGUACCACAUGUUACAUCUACUAAAGAUGAAUUGUGAUGAAUAUUUUUUUUAAUAUUCAUAAUUUUCUUACAGACCGUGAAGCAACACUGUAACCCUUGACAGUUUGAUAUGUAUUUUAGAUCUACUGUCGGUAAUAUAGUUUGUUCUGUGGUUCAAUUAGAGAAUCCAAAGUGCUUCGAGAAAUUUUACACCUUUUUCACCUGUUGUUUAUCAGAUUAUGAAAGGAGUAUGACAAUCAGUAGUAUCAGAGAUUGUCUUUUGUAAUACUUUGUUAACUGAUGAAUUAAUAGGUUAGGUUUUCGAGUUAACACAUCGUUCAGUUUAACACGUACAGGAUAGCCCUCUGAAUUAUCUGCAUGAAGAAUUUUCCUAAAUUCUUGCUGAACUGGGCUUAGUGAAACUUGAGUAUGUAAACUGUCUGUAAAAAUGUUAUGAAAAAAACAAGUCAGUUUGUCAAUAGGGAUGUGGAGUAUAUUCAGUCCUGAUUUAAUGAUAAAUCCAUAAAUAAUAUUGUAGUACCAAAGUGAAGGAAUGUAACAAAUAACUGUUUUACAAUUGUUGAGAAAGGGCAAAACGUUUAAGAAUGAAAAUAACAGAAGUUAUCAUUGAUAUUUGUCCAUUUAAUUAUCUGUCUUAUGAAGUGACCCUGUAAAUUAAAGAAAGGUUAUAAGUUAAUUUGUAGCAAAGUGGACAUAAGAUUCACCUGCUAUUGAACUUAUGAUGUAAAUAAAAGUUGGAAUGGUUUCUCAGAUCCUGAUCUAAACAUUAUAAACCCUCCAAUAAAAGAAAAGAAAAGACUGCAGACCCAGAAUUUUAUACUUUGUUAUUUGGAGGUUAUGCUGUAUAUAAAGUACCAUCUUGUAUCUCCUCAGGACCCAAAAUUUCUUAUGCUGAGGUAUUUUUAAUUUUUUGUUUAUAACUCUUCUACCUAUCAUAUUAAAUAUAUUAUUACACAUUUUAUUCAUUUUUCAAGUCUAUAAAAUCAUAUAUAUCUUUGCUUUCAGUUUACAUCAAUAUCUCAUUGAAAAAGUUCAUGGUUUGCUUGUGGAUAUAUUUCAUAUGUCUGUACGGACUGUUAACUCUGAGAAACCAAUAGAACACCUUCAAAGGUUAUAUUUUAUUUUCUAAUCGCAUGCACAAUAAGAGCUGCAUGAAUCUCAUAAAACACCUUUUGAAAAUAUUGGCAAUACAUUUUUUAACCUUGUUGGGGCAUUUUUAUUAAUUUUUAUGUGUAUUCAUUUGAACCAGAACUUUUCAUAACGCUCUGAUUCACUGAACAACAAAGUAUCACAUAAGGACAGUCUGUGGCAGAAACUAUCAGAAAACAUUUGUUAUUGAAUCUAAAAAAAUUCUGUCAUCUGAACAGGAAUACUGAUUGCUCCAUGGGAUGAUUUAUUAUAUGACAGAUGCAUGAACAGUGCAUAAUUUCAGUGUGUGUUAUAUGUCAGAAUAGUGAAGAAAGCCUGUAUUUUUAUAAUCAAUCCAUUAUGCAUUCCAUCACCUGCUAAGUAGGUCCACUUCAGUUGUUUUUGGGAUGCUUCAUUACUAUGGAAACUGUGAUAUGUAACAAUAUUAUAAAUUAUAUAUUGUGUUAAUAUUUUGUAUAUAAUGUACGUACAUCUUAAGUUACAACUGUGUAUGGCAUUGGAUAAAUAUUUGUAUGUUAUAAUGUAUUGGAAGUGUAAGAUUUGGUAUCACCUGUUAUGGCUGUCAGUGAAAAUGAAUAUCAGAAAUUUUCUCUCCAUAUUGGAAACAUCUGAGGUGCAUGUUGCAUUGUACAAAAUGUGCUUGAUUGUAAACCGAGGCAUUUGGGCAUUUUUGUGGCUUUGUAAAAAUAUCACAGCUGAUGAUGUUUCAGUGAUCAUUGUCUGAAUUGAACGAAGUUUGAUUUGAGGUUCUUAUGGCAUUGAGCACAAAAAUGACUGAUUGUCUUUUCAGUUGUAGCACUGUGUAGUCUGGUAGAAGUUUUGAGGUACUUGCUGCCUCCAUCCUCAGUGCCAUGAUGGUAGAGGCAGCAAGGACCUUUAUCAGACUACGUGGUGCAACAACCCAGAAAACAGCCAUCUCUGAACAAAGUUUGUUUCUGUCUUCCUACAGAGUUUCUCAGUUUCAGUGGAUUUUAAAACAAGGCAGACUAAUUGCUUCUGUUCCAAGAAUGAUCAGAUUUAUAUUAAAAGUGAUAAAAUGAAUUUGCCAAAUGUUGAUUAUCCUUUUAUGGUGCAGGUAAAAGUUUUGCCAUCAGUGGUAAAAAAUAUAAAUUGUAUUUGACAAAAGUUGACAUCAGCUGCACUAAUCAUUAAUCUCUGCAUGAAAAUAAACAUAAAUCAUGUGGAUUUAUUUGUAUAUAUAGGGUCUUGGGAGACUGACAUUAAAAGGGUUACCAUGACUAAAUGCUGAAUACAUAGUAUAUACUGCAGAUGUUACAGAUUCAUCUACUGCCUGGUUUGUCAAAUCAUGGAAGCUGUGGAAUGGUGGAUACAGAUUUAGUUCUGAUUGAUUAUCAUCAGUUGUGAAUUUACUGUGAAGCAUCAAGUUUACUGGACAUUGACAAAAAAAGGAGCAUGUUUUAUAUUUACAGACACAGAACUCUGAUAAAGACUGCAACAUAGGAAUCAGAGUGUAAGAUGUUGGUUAAAAUGAUGUUUUGAUAUAAAAUGGUAAGUAGUAAUACAGACUUCAAGAUAAUCUUACUAUAACCAAUAUAUUAGUCUUUAAUUUAUCCUAAAUUAAUGGGAGUUGGUAUAUAAUUAUAUUUUCAUACUUGUACUCUUUUUGCCCACUAAAGUUGUGUUAUUUUUUUGUGUGGCACAUGUGCUAAAGAUCUAAAAAAAUUACAAACAAUAUGGAAAAAUAAGACAGGCUUCACAAUUACCCCAAGCAUGAUGAGAAAGGGAAUUAAUCUUUGUUUUGAUUUCCAAAUCUGAUUCUAAGUCCAUUAUCAUGAGUCAGAGUUCUUAGAGAUAAGGAUUAAUGGAAACAUUAUACAAGAUCAUUUUAUGAGGAAGUGUGAGUGUUCUGUCUUUUAAUAAUAAAAUUGGGAAGUAUUUGUAUGUAAUGCUGUGUAGUCUUAUAGAGGGUUAUCAACAUUGUGGGGAAUGUAUCACCGCCAUAUUAAAUACCCAGUGCCUUGCAUCAUA
Zootermopsis nevadensis is the source of this 5997-nucleotide messenger RNA. Lineage: Eukaryota; Metazoa; Arthropoda; Insecta; Blattodea; Termopsidae. The record is from RefSeq and is a predicted model, not a curated record.